AGAGAGGGUUAUUAUUUCAUUAAUUUCUUAAGUUUUCAAGCAAUUUUUACAUAGAUUUUUUUCCUUCACAUUUAUUUUUUUUUUUAGUAAAAAGUUUUCGUAAUAAAGUUUUUCGGGUCAGCGAGUGACGGAACAAACCUAAAUUUAUGUACAUAUUGUUGAUUUCCGGUGUUGUUUAUGCUAAAAUGUCAGUAUUUUGACUAAUAUACCACAAAGAUGUUCUUAAGAAGAAGUUUCAUAAUCAUAAGAACGACGUGAACUAGGGUAGACGAGAUUCAAAAUGGAGGAAUACAUGUCCAUGAGCUAAUAUUCGAAUCAACGCCAUUGGUACCAAACUUUUCAAGUUCCAUAGUAAUGCAGUUAAUGGGAAUUGCCACAGAUUAAUGCAAGAAAGGUGUCUAAAAAUAACAGAAAGUUCCAAAUUUCUUCUUGAGAAACGCCUUUUGACUUCAAUUGCUUCAGCACGAGAAUCCUUAAAAGAUCUGGUUGGAGGAACACAGAAAUUGAUAGGAGUUGGUAGUGGCUCCAGUAAAAGUGAGUUAGCAGCAGUAGCAGAAUCUCAGGAUGAACUUCCUGUUCGAAGGAUGUCCGACAGCUUAUCAGAAUUGAUUAUUCCAUUGUCAGAUAUUGCUGCAAGGCAAAAGUACCUUAAUCCAAGUUUAAAAGGAAUACGAUUUGGAAGAAUUCUGGAAGAUUUGGAUACAUUUGCAGUUUUCAUUGGUUAUAAACACACUACAGUGGACAGAUCAAAGAAAGCUGCUAUAUCCAUAGUGACAGCUCUAGUGGAUAGAAUCGAGAAACAAACUGAGAUUGUGCCAGAUAUUGAUGUCAGAAUGAUGGGGAAUGUCACAUGGGCAGGGCGGUCCUCGAUGGAAGUCACCAUGAAACUACAGCAGGAAGUCAAUUCUGUGAUGCAAACCAUUCUAACAGCCAAGUUUCUGAUGGUUGCAAGAAACCCUGCAACUAAGAAAGCAGCAGUUGUAUGUGCCUUAAAACCCCAGACUCCAGAGGAGGAAAAAAUAUUUCAGCUCGGAGAAGCAAACAAGGUGGUCCGACAAGACGAGGCCAAGCGGAACCUUCUGAAGACCCAUCCCUCUGAGGCAGAGAGAGAAAUUAUCCACCAAAAGUUUCUCCAAACACUGGAUCCUAACUUCCAAACUUUCCGCCAGCGUGUGAAGCCAGAAAACAGUGUUUGGAUGGAGGAUACUAUUCUAAAAAAUCUCCACAUUUGUUUUCCAGAGUCUAGGAAUCUCUACAACAAGAUAUUUGGUGGAUACCUGAUGAGGAAAGCUUAUGAGUUAGCUUGGGCUAAUGCUGCAUUGUUUUGUUCGUCAAGAAACUUCAAUGUAAUAAUUGUGGACGACAUUGCCUUUCUGAAGUCUGUGGAAAUCAGGUCGCUUCUGUUGAUGUCAAGCCAGGUUGUGUACACUCAGGACACCAAUUUACAAAUCCAUGUCCAUGCUGAGGUCUUGGACCCUGAUGAUGGAUCUCGGAGCACAAGCAAUAAUUUUCAUUUCACUUUUCGAUGCCAUGAGCCUACCAUACCAUCCGUCAUGCCCAAAACUUAUGCAGAAUACAUGUUGUACUUGGAUGGGAAAAGACAUUUUGAAAGCUGAUGUGCUGAUCCCUGGAGAUUAAGCUUGUUGUGUAUUAUUUUGAAGGACUCUAAACAUUUUCAUUGAUCAAACCAAUCUAAUUAAGAUUAGAGAUCCUUUGAUCCGCUCACGUAUAUCGCUACACAAGGUAUUUGAGCGGAUCAAAGGAUUUUAAUUUGAAACAAUUAAAAUACAGUAAAACAUGGUUAUAGCAAACCUCCAGGACUUUUGAAAAAAAACCCAGUUCAUUAUAACCAAACUUCAUUAUAUCCAAUAGAAUUUUCGUUAUUUUCCUCUCAUUUGGGAAUAGAUAACACUUGGCAAUAAGAAUGAAUUUGUUAUAAACAUGUUCAUUAUAAGCAAUUUUUACUGUAGUAUAAUUAUGGAAAUAUUUGUCGUCAUUGUAAAUUCAGAUAUUUGAAAAUACUGUACCAGUAAUAGGGAAAUUAUGUUUGAACAGAAAUUUUUGAUCAGUGUUAUUUGGUAUGAACUAAUGAUAAUUCAUGUUUUCAUUUUUUCAAAGUCCUUACAAUUUUAAUACAUCAUCACAAUGGCCGACUUCCUUCCAAAAUAGGAACAUAGAUAAGUAGAAAAGAAAGUAAAAAUACAUGAUAAUUAUAAUUUUUUUAAUUUUAGUUUACUAGAACUGCAAUUUUUCACAUUAAAUAAGGUAAAUUCUAAAGUUUUGGAUUUCAAAAUAUCAUUGUGCUGAUCUUCUAAUAUUCAUCCUUUAUACUUUUGUAUUUGAUGUGUUAAACACCCUUAAGGAGGUAUUCUACAACGUCAUAAUGGCUGACUUUCUUUUAAGACAUAAAUGAAAAUAUAAAUAUCAGCAAUAUUUGUCUAUUCAUUUCUAAUAUCAUCACCUAGCUGAUUAGGUUAGCACAUCAACUGCUGAACUGUAGAUCGCGGGUUCAAGUCUAGCAGGGGUUUUAAAAAAAUUUUCCAGAUCAAUUUCUACUAGAUUAAAACAGCAUUUUUUGGCUAGAUAAAGAAAAUUUGAAAUAUUGUUGUACAUAUCCUCCACUUAUCAUCCAUAUCAAAUUUCUCUCAUGUAGCAUUCCUCCUUAAGGUUGUUAACAAUUUUAUUUUAUUUUUUUAGUUUUUAUAUUUCAUUUCAUUUGGUGGAAACCUAUUCCAUAUGUAUAACAAUAAGGAAAAAAAUGUCUAUCCUGUUAUGAAAAAAAAAUGUGGCAGUUGCAAAGGAUGGAGACCUGACUAAACUCCAGCUAAGGUUGUCAACUUUUAAUAUGAACAAAUGUUAUAGUUAUAGGUGAACUCUGAUUCUGUCUUUUAGAAGAUUGAUCCCGGUUAUCAUAAUCUGUCAUAUUUUUUCCAUAUAUGUACAUGUAUAAUUUUCCAUUUUUCAAAAAUUUAUAUUUAAUUUAUUGAGGGGAUGUGAGCUAAAAAUAUUGUUUCAGUUUAUAAUACUAGUCUUGGAAUACAAGUUUACAAGAUUAUGUCAAUAAUGUGUAGUUUGAGUUUUAAAGUAGAAAAUGAGUUUAUUCAUACUGUUAUUGAAAGUGAGCAUGAUUUUUUCGUCAAGUCAAAUCAAAUCAACAAUUUUGCUGGGUUUUUCCCAGAUAUCAGACCAUCAAAUGAUGAGUAAAGUUUUGGAUGAUAGAAAUGCUGCUUAAAAAAUUAAACACUAUUGAUUAAGGAGGUACUCUACAUCAUCGUAAUGGCCGACUUUCUUUUAAAACAUGGAUGAAAAUAUGGGUUCAAGUCCAGCAGGUGUUUCAAAUUUUUUGUAGAUUGCUUUCUACUAAAACUACAUUUUGUUUUACUAUAUAAAGUUUUCAAUUUCAAAAUAUUGUUAUACAUAUCCUCUACUUUUCAUCCAUACCAAAUUUCUCUGGUAUAGCAUGCCUCCUUAAUGAAACUUUUGUGCAAAUAUUUUGCAGUAUGUGAUUCCACAUCAUAUUUAUAGUACUUUCUUUUUGUCUUUGGAAAUUUUGUCAAGGUCAUACUUUGUAGCAAUUUUAAAGUAACAUUAAAUUACCACACUUAACAAAAGACUGUUUAUAUGGUCAGAGCUUAUGAGAUCCUGAUCAAAGGUCAUUAGACAAGGUCACUAAAAGAAAGUUUAGAAUUUCAUUUUGGACCUAACAACAAAACUACACUAGAAGGGUUGCAUAUGCUCUGAGUGUGUGUUAUAAUCUGGAUGAAGGUCAUUUGCAUAAGGUCACUUGUAGAAAAAGUUUGAAAAUAUUUUUGUACCAAAGAUACAUUAUACAUGUACAUUCAAGAUCACCAGGGAAAAGUACAAAAUUAUAUAUUUAAAACAAAGAAGACUUAAACAAUUAUACUCUGGUGCUUGUGGGCUAUGUAUGUAUCAUGAUCUUGGACAAUAGGAAAAACUGUUAAUUUUUAUCCAGGUGAUAUCUUUGUAACAAUUUCAUGUUGUGCACUUGUACAUGACCCAAAGGUUGCUUUUUUGAUAUCUGCAGCAGUAAAUGUACUUAAAGAACUGAGCCCCGGCGUAUGGAUGAGCCCUGUGGGAUUGGAGACAGAUCUGAUUUUAUUUUAUUUGUGCCCUGACCUCAUUUUAUUUUCUUAAACAAAUUUUUGUUGUAUUUGCAGUCUUUUCAUAUGGUUCUAAUUUUAGAUUUUGUUUGUAGAAGUACCGUCUUAAAUCAAAUGUAAUAUAGAAUUUCAACACC
Messenger RNA from Ostrea edulis (European flat oyster), 4258 nucleotides. Its product is annotated as acyl-coenzyme A thioesterase 9, mitochondrial-like. The transcript has 15 exons. Bases 384 to 1616 code for a protein of 410 amino acids. Gene Ontology annotation, molecular function: fatty acyl-CoA hydrolase activity. Gene Ontology annotation, biological process: acyl-CoA metabolic process. The record is from RefSeq and is a predicted model, not a curated record. Gene Ontology annotation, cellular component: mitochondrion. NCBI's taxonomy places the organism in Eukaryota, Metazoa, Mollusca, Bivalvia, Ostreida, Ostreidae.